AGAAUGCAGGCCUGGGGGACAGGAGGAGACCUGAAGAAGGAGGAGAGAGACAGAGAGACUGAAGAGGGAUUUAGUGGGUGGGCUGUACCCCCCAAGGGGGGGCAGCAAAGCCCAAUGGGUCAGAAGGGCCACAAAGACUCCCUUUACCCUUGCGGAAGGACUCCCGUGAGCAGCCUCCACGAGGCCCUGGACCAGUGCAUGACCGCCCUGGACCUCUUCCUCACCAACCAGUUCUCAGAAGCACUCAGCUACCUCAAGCCCCGAACCAAGGAGAGCAUGUACCACUCGCUGACGUAUGCCACCAUCCUGGAGAUGCAGGCCAUGAUGACCUUUGACCCUCAGGACAUCCUACUUGCCGGCAACAUGAUGAAGGAGGCACAGUCACUGUGUCAGAGGCACCGGAGGAAGUCUUCGGUAACAGAUUCCUUCAGCAGCCUGGUGCACCGCCCCACUCUGGGCCAGUUCACAGAAGAGGAAAUCCACGCUGAGGUCUGCUAUGCAGAGUGCCUGCUACAGAGAGCAGCGCUGACCUUCCUGCAGGGUCCCUCAUAGAUUUGGGCACAGGAAGGGGCAGUCGAGGCCCAGAGCCUUGUAUGAUCCAUCUCAAGCCUACAGCUACCUGCCUGGGCCAGGCCCUCAGCACCUUUCCUCCCCGCAGGAUGAGAACAUGGUGAGCUUCAUCAAAGGCGGCAUCAGAGUUCGAAACAGCUACCAGACCUACAAGGAGCUGGACAGCCUCGUCCAGUCUUCACAUUACUGCAAGGGAGAGAACCACAGGCACUUUGAAGGAGGGGUGAAGCUCGGUGUGGGGGCCUUCAACCUGACGCUGUCCAUGCUGCCUACGAGGAUCCUGCGGCUGCUGGAGUUUGUGGGGUUUUCAGGAAACAAGGACUACGGGCUGCUGCAGCUGGAGGAGGGAGCGUCAGGACACAGUUUCCGCGCCGUGCUCUGUGUCAUGCUGCUGCUGUGCUACCACACUUUCCUCACCUUUGUGCUCGGUACUGGGAAUGUCAACAUCGAGGAAGCAGAGAAGCUCCUGAAGCCAUACUUGAAUCGAUACCCUAAGGGCGCCAUCUUCCUAUUCUUCGCUGGGCGGAUUGAAGCCAUUAAAGGCAACAUUGACGCAGCCAUCCGGCGGUUCGAGGAGUGCUGUGAGGCCCAGCAGCACUGGAAGCAGUUCCACCACAUGUGCUACUGGGAGCUGAUGUGGUGCUUCACCUACAAGGGCCAGUGGAAGAUGGCCUACUUCUACGCCGACCUGCUCAGCAAGGAGAACUCCUGGUCCAAGGCCACCUACAUCUACAUGAAGGCCGCCUACCUCAGCAUGUUUGGGAAGGAGGACUACAAGCCUUUCGGGGAUGACGAAGUGGAGUUAUUUAGAGCUGUGCCAGGCCUGAAGCUCAAGAUUGCUGGGAAAUCUCUGCCCACAGAGAAGUUUGCCAUCCGAAAGUCCAGACGCUACCUCUCCCCCAACCCUAUCUCAUUGCCAAUCCCUGCUCUGGAAAUGAUGUACAUCUGGAAUGGCUACGCUGUGAUUGGGAAGCAGCCGGAACUCACAGAUGGGAUCCUUGAGAUUAUCACCAAAGCUGAGGAGAUGCUGGAAAAAGGGCCAGAGAAUGAGUACUCAGUGGAUGACGAGUGCUUGGUGAAAUUGUUGAAAGGCCUGUGUCUGAAAUACCUGGGCCGUGUCCAGGAGGCCGAGGAGAAUUUCAGGAUCAUCUCUGCCAAUGAAAAGAAGAUUAAAUAUGACCACUACUUGAUCCCAAAUGCCCUGCUGGAGCUGGCUCUGCUGUUUAUGGAGCAAGGCAGAAACGAAGAGGCCAUCAGACUCCUGGAAUCUGCUAAGCAAAACUACAAGAAUUAUUCCAUGGAGUCAAGGACACAUUUUCGAAUCCAGGCAGCCACACUCCAAGCCAAAUCUUCCCUAGAGAAUGGCAACAGAUCCAUGGUCUCAUCAGUGUCCUUGUAGCUUUGUACAGCAUCCCAAGCUGGAAGACAAACUGAGACAGCUGGAUAGAGCUCCUGGAAACAUUUCAAAAGAUCCUCUCCCCGCGCCCUGCCCUGCCUUUGGGGGUCCACCGGUGCUCCUGUGGGACGGCACAACAUGGGUACCCAUGCAGAAGCCAAGCCGGCAUUUUCACCAGUGUGGCCAAGGGCCUUUGCCAAGGGCAGAGCAGGUGGAGCCCUCUGCCUGCCCUAUCACACAUACGGGUACUUGUUUUUCACUGUGAUGUUUCAGAGAAUGUAUGAACAGUUUACAUUUUCCUUAGAAAUACAUUGAUGGGAUCAUAGUUGGCUUAAAAAAAAAAAAAAAUCAACACCAACCAACCACCUGUAAAUCUUUGUUUUCACCCAUCACUAUCUGGAGGUAAAUCUCUUAAUAGGAAGCCAAAGGGCAAAUGGCUUUUCAAACUUCAGCAAGUUCCCAGCUUCUGGGACUGGAGGGACCUUCCUUUCAGAGGACCUGGGCAAUGCCCAGGACAGUCCGAGCCUCAGGCUUUGAUGCUUCUGGGGGUUGGGCACCAAGGAUGCACACAGACACCCACCACCAUGCUUCUCACGCUUCAUUUCACACCCUUUGUAACCUCCCAAUUUAAAAAUCAAGCAUGUGUGAGAUAAACUUUGAGCCUAUCUGUAGAAAAAUCAGCCUCCACCAGUAGGUACUGCGGAUGCCAAGGCCUGAUGGAGGAGCUGUGUGGCCCUUUCUGUGCCAAAACCAGGCGCUGCCGGGGGAAGGGGGAGGUUCUCAGAAACCAGUCUGCGUCCUUGCUGUAUGCCAGACUGAAACCACUGGGAAUAAUUUAUGAAACAUAAAAAUCUUCUGUACUUUGCUCCAAGGUACAUUCAUUUACUGACAGCAUUUUUCUUAGAAAUAGAAUGGUUAUUCUUG
This is a messenger RNA of Propithecus coquereli (Coquerel's sifaka), 2890 nucleotides long. It is a transcript of the gene TTC39A, whose product is annotated as tetratricopeptide repeat domain 39A. The transcript has 18 exons. Lineage: Eukaryota; Metazoa; Chordata; Mammalia; Primates; Indriidae. Bases 668 to 1969 code for a protein of 433 amino acids. The record is from RefSeq and is a predicted model, not a curated record. Gene Ontology annotation, molecular function: protein binding.